Messenger RNA from Jaminaea rosea, 2399 nucleotides. RefSeq lists its product as hypothetical. Gene Ontology annotation, cellular component: GPI-anchor transamidase complex. Gene Ontology annotation, biological process: attachment of GPI anchor to protein. Lineage: Eukaryota; Fungi; Basidiomycota; Exobasidiomycetes; Microstromatales. The coding region runs from base 61 to 2325 and encodes 754 amino acids. The record is from RefSeq and is a predicted model, not a curated record. The transcript is spliced from 2 exons.
CUCAUUUCCGUCCUUCCUGUCACUCAUCCUUCAUCAUAACAGCGUGCCCGUCGAACGACGAUGGCUCCCGCCAUGGGAUCAUCGUCUCAAUCCACUUCAACGCGCGUCGCUAUUCUCGUCUCCUUGUAUGCACUCAUCCUCGUCUGCUUUCCUUAUGCCCGCUCCCUCGUCUCGGUGCAUCGACGUCCCAUCGAUGAGACUGCCAUUGCGCAGUGGCAGAAGAAGCAGCAGACGACAUGCCCGAUUGCGCUUCCUGCGCUCAUUGGCAUCAAGGGAAUAGAGGCAGAGAUGAGAGAUGACGGGUGGGGUCAGAAGGUGAAAGAGCGCGCUGCUGCGCUCCUUCAGCAGGCCACGGAUGCUCCGUCCAGUCACGAGGAGAGCUGGUGCUUGAAGUGGGAUAUCACAACGGAUAACAUGAGAGCAGAGCAGGCAGACUUUGUCUAUGACGUCCAUCCGUCCGCUUGGCUCCAUGGCUCAACAAUACACCAUCUGGCUCUGCCCUCCAACACUUCGUCCUACUCGCCCGACAGCGUUGCCAUCGCUCUCGCUCGACGCAUCGCCCUCGACUUGAAUCUACCUCUCAAGCACCUCUUGGUCAACACCGAAGCAGGGGCCCCGACAGGCACGGAAGGUAGUAGUAGUGAGGCAGCAGCCGUAGACCCAGUACCAGAGCCAGAGGCGCCGCCUUUUUCCCCUCAGCGCCCGCCAAGGCCCCCUUUGCCGGCUCUCAGCUUAGCAGACGACGAGGAGGUGCUGCGAAGACUAGAAUACGACCAGACUUCAGCAGGCAAAGUCGACGCCCACUCAGACAUCUCAAUUCCCCUCCCGCCGCGUCUGCUCCUCUCCCUACACGUCCUAAAUGAGGACCUGCCUUCCAUUCCCCAGUCGUCCAACACUUCCCACCCUCCACAGCUCCUGGCUCCCCUCGCCUCGUCGCCUUCCUUCAUCAAAGACCUUCAAUCCGAGCUGCACGACGUAGCUCGCUCUCUACAAGGCGUCACUCGCAUUGGGUUUGAGACGCAUUGGGGCUUGGACGCGAAGACGAAUGGCGUCAAAUGGGAGGAGGUCGAGUGGAUGACGGAGGAGAAAUGGGUGGAAUGGGAGGAGAGGGAGUUCGAAGAGACAGUGGACGAGGAGUACGACGAUCCGGAUGAGGACAAGGCUAGGGCGGGAAAUGACGGCCAGGAAGAGGAGGCAUCAGCGGCUCCGUCACCACGCAAGCGUGUCCGCAGCGUCACCCGCACACGAAAGGAGCGCGUGCCCAUCGACAAGAGCCGUCCUGUCACCAAAUCAGUGCACGUUCUCUCUCCCGACCAGCUGGAAAUCUUCGUCGAUGAAGGCGCUUGGGGGCUUACGGAGACGUCUGUCUCGCCUGCGACGCCGCCUACUGGAACGGAGAAACGCAGGAAUAGAUUCCCCGACCUCUUUCCUCGACAGGACAGUAGCGCAGAUGAAGCAGAGAACCAGGAAGAGACCAAGACCCUCCAUCUUGUUCUCUACAAGCCUUCUCGAGAGCACACUCCCCUGAUUCACUUGGCCGCCACUGCGCUUGACGAGGCAGGCACCGAGGCGGAUGGGGAUGUCGACGUCUCAUUGCAGAAAGAACAGCAGCAACAACAGACCAAGAUUGCAGCAGCCGUAGCUCAAGAAGCCGAGCCGGUGCAUUGGGGCUGGACGGUCCCCGGUUGGGGAGGAGUAGUGAUCUACAAUGAAGGGCAGGGCGAGAGUGGUAGAGAAGGGGCAGGUUUGCACCUUCUCUCACCGAGUGAACAGGAUCAGCGGGAUAUUCUCGAUUUAUGGGGACGACAGAUCCGAUCUUUGCUCGGCUUACCAGCCGUCCAAGAGGAGCAACACGGUGCCUCUCAGCGACGCGCCCACUUUCAUCUGCUCCGUCUCACCCUCCUGAAGCGUAUUCGCUCCUCACUCGAGUCCCUCAUUGCUCUACACCAAGUCCUGGCACGCUUGCCGUCCCUGGAGGUCGGACGGGCAGUGCAAGAAAGGGUUGAGCUGGCGCUCAAGGCAUUGCAAGAGCUCGACGGUGCCACCUCUCCUGCUUCUUCCUCGUCAAAUUCGUUGAGCCCACCUCGCUCGCUCCGCUCCUGCUUUUCCCUCUCCUCCCUUGCUGAGCGUCACGCAGGGGAAGCAUUCCAUCACCAUCGAAUGGUGGGCUUGCUCUAUUUCCCCGCUGAGCACACUUGGGCCGUCUAUACUCCGCUGUUCGGGCCGCUCAUCGUGCCGCUGGUCUUGGCGGGUGCCAGGGAGAUGAAAUUGUGGGCGCAGAGAAGGAAGAGGAGGAGGAGAGCAACGGCAGGGAAGGUGAGAUGAGAAGUGAUCCUAGAGGAUGCACCGUUGCCGGUCAUUGAAUGCAGCCAUUGUACACGCGGUAAAGGAAUACGAUU